Molecule: messenger RNA, 1719 nt
Organism: Pipistrellus nathusii (Nathusius's pipistrelle)
Lineage: Eukaryota; Metazoa; Chordata; Mammalia; Chiroptera; Vespertilionidae
Source: the annotation of a GenBank genome assembly
AUGGAAGCCAAGCCAUUCACUGCCCGGUUCCCGGCAAUGGUGACCUUCAAAGAUGUACUUGUGAACUUCACCAGGGAGGAGUGGAAGCUCCUGGGCGCUACGCAGCAGGUCAUGUACAGAGAUGUGAUGUUGGAGAACUACCGUAAUCUGGUUUCUUUGGGACAUCAACUUCCCAAGCCAGAUGUGAUCUUCCAGUUGGAAAAAGGAGAAGAACCGUGGCUGUUGGAGAGAUGGAUUCACCAAGAUGCCCAUCCAGGUUCGGAUACUCCAGUUGAAAUAAAAUCAUUUUCCAAUAAGAGCAUUUCUAAAGAUAAACAAUCCCAUGAAAUUAAAAAGGAAGGAAUGGCCAAGAGUGAUCUGUUGUAUCUGUCAUUAGAAGAAGUCUGGAAAUGUGAAGAUCAGUUGGACAAGUAUCAGAAAAACCAGGAGAAACAUUUGAGGCAAGUGGCAUUUGUACAAAAGAAAGUAUUUUCUCCAGAAAGAGUCCUUGAAUGUGGUAAAUUCAGGGAAAAUGGUCUUCUUCCUGGUCAGCUAGUACUGAGAGAGUAUUUCCAUAAACAAGACUCAAGUACUAAAAGUUCAAAAGGUGAUUUAGUUAUUAGUGGUCAUCAAGAAAGCUCUGCAAGUAAUAGUAGUGAAUGUGGCCAAACCUUCUGUCGGAACAUUCACUGUAUACAAUUUACAAAAACUCAAACAGGAGAUAAAUUUUACAAAUGCCCCAAGAAUGUUAACUCUCAAAGUCAUAGCACAUCCCAUGGUAUAUCCAAGAGCAUACAUAGAGAAAAACCUUAUGAAUGUAAGGAAUGUGGAAAAUUCUUUAGCUGGCGUUCUAAUCUUACUAGGCACCGGCUUAUUCAUACUGGAGAAAAACCCUAUGAAUGUAAAGAAUGUGGAAAAUUUUUCAGCCGUAGUUCUCAUCUCAUUGGACAUCAAAAGACUCACACUGGUGAGGAACCCUAUGAAUGUAAAGAAUGUGGAAAAUCCUUUAGCUGGUUCUCUCACCUUGUUACCCAUCAAAGAACUCAUACGGGAGACAAACUCUACACAUGUAAUCAGUGUGGGAAAUCUUUUGUUCAUAGCUCCAGGCUUAUUAGGCACCAUAGAACUCAUACUGGAGAAAAACCUUAUCAGUGUUCUGAAUGUGGGAAAUCUUUCAGACAGAGCACACAUCUCAUUUUGCAUCAGAGAACGCAUGUUCGAGUGAGGCCCUAUGAAUGCAAUGAAUGUGGGAAAUCUUAUAGCCAGAGAUCUCACCUCGUUGUGCACCAUAGAACUCACACUGGACUGAAACCCUUUGAGUGUAAAGAUUGUGGAAAAUGCUUUAGUCGAAGUUCUCACCUUUUCUCACACCAGAGAACCCACACUGGAGAGAAACCAUACAAGUGUCAUGAUUGUGGAAAAUCCUUCAGCCAGAGUUCUGCCCUCAUUGUGCAUCAGAGAAUUCAUACUGGAGAGAAACCAUAUGAAUGCUGUCAGUGUAAGAAAGCCUUCAUUCGGAAGAAUGACCUUAUUAAGCAUCAGAGGAUCCAUAUUGGAGAAGAGACUUAUAAAUGUAACGGGUGUGGAAUUACUUUUGUCAAGAACUCUCCAUCUAUAGUACAUCAAAUAGCUCACACUGGAGAGCAGUUCCUAAUCUGUAAUCAGUGUGAGACAUCACUUGGUAAUAGCCCUACUUUUAUUAAAUACCAGACAAGUGGUAUUAGAGAAAGUACACAUUAA